This is a messenger RNA of Moneuplotes crassus, 885 nucleotides long. NCBI's taxonomy places the organism in Eukaryota, Ciliophora, Spirotrichea, Euplotida, Euplotidae. The record is from the annotation of a GenBank genome assembly.
CAUUAGUCUGGAGAUUACCAAAUCUCAGGAUAAUUCUCGGAGAUAUCUGAGUAAUUACCCAUCAUUGGAGGACAUAAAGCAGACGAAUUUCUUAGAGUUUUUUAAGAAAAUAGCUAGAAAGGAUAUCCAAAAAGGUAUUAUUAAACAAAUGAUUUCUAGAGCAACACAGGCAAAAGUAAUUUAUCCCUUUACACCCAGAAUUAUGAAGACAUUGACUCUAAAGGAUAGGAUUAAGCAAAAAGGUGUGUUGCUCAAGCUGCAGAUUUUUGUAUAAACACUUUAGGCAUAAAUAAAUUCUCCUCAAAAACUUAUAUAGAACAGCCGAAGCCAAACCUGAAAGUAUCUGAGAAGAUCCCUUCGCUAAAGAUCAUUAACGGUAAUAACGGUUGAGGGUAUGGCUCAUGCAAACCUGGUAAUUUGAGGACAGACAAGAAUUAUAUCAAAUAUAAAAGUUCUGAGAAGUAAUAUUCGUCAUCAUUUUAGUCACUCUAAGUUGAUUAAAAAUCAAUUCCUAAAAAGGAGGAGGAAGAAAGUCGAUCUUGGCACUUGAGCAAAUCAGUUUCUAGCACCUUCAGACCAACCUGUGAAUAUAAGGUUUCAGAAUUUAAAACUACCAACGAUUGAUGAAAGGAGUAGCAGGAAACCCCCUUCAAGAACUAGAGAGCCUUCUAGUAACAGCGGGACACCUUCUGAAGCUGGGAUGAAUUAUUUAGUACCAAACUUUGAUUAUACCAGUGAGAAUUCCCACCAGUCAGCUCGUGAAAGCGAAUCUUCGAACAAAAAUAUGUACAUGAACGUUAUCAUCAAGCGGAAUCCCAGCAAUGAGGAUAUUUCAGAAUCUUUUAACCCUGACUAUGGAUAUAAUGAGCUUUAGUGGUCUGUCAA